Molecule: messenger RNA, 8268 nt
Organism: Cynoglossus semilaevis (tongue sole)
Lineage: Eukaryota; Metazoa; Chordata; Actinopteri; Pleuronectiformes; Cynoglossidae
Gene: st6galnac1.1
Product: ST6 (alpha-N-acetyl-neuraminyl-2,3-beta-galactosyl-1,3)-N-acetylgalactosaminide alpha-2,6-sialyltransferase 1, tandem duplicate 1
Exons: 13
Coding region: 2570-3706 (378 amino acids)
Biological process (GO): oligosaccharide biosynthetic process
Molecular function (GO): alpha-N-acetylgalactosaminide alpha-2,6-sialyltransferase activity
Source: RefSeq, a predicted model, not a curated record
CUUAGGAACUUCUAAAGAGUUGUUCAUUUGUGUGCUAAUGAUUUUGAAAUUUAGGAAAGGGAGUCAGCCUCUGUUUUGCUUUUGUAAAUGAUCGAAGUUGGUUACGUUUAUGGACUAAAUGAAUGUAGAUACCAAUCAAAUUGAAUUACCCACUUAAAACGAAUGUAUUUUGUUGUUUUUUGAUCACUUGAUCACCAAAAAUGAACAAUUAGAAAUCAGAGCAAACAUGUUUUUUUCUUUGCUUGGUUAUAGUGUUGAUCUAGCUCCAUCUGAUUUCUUAUCCUUUUAUUAAACUGUUAAAAAAAGGAGAGAAAAAUCUUAAAACAUUUUGACUGCAGUCUGUGGACGUGUUUCCUCCCUGCUCUCACAAAUCCUGUAAUCCCUCAGAUUUGGUUCUGUUGGGAUUACAGCAGACACUCGAAGUCGUUGCAGCGGCUCACGUCGAGCAGUGAAGUACUUUACUGCUUGGCCACCUGACGUGGACCCUCUUCUUGUCACCGCCAGGCUGCUCUUAGUCCAUCCAGCGUUUAGUGGGGGGCGGGGCCGCAGGAUGUGACGUUCGGCUCGGACACUAGGGCGAUCCCUCACUAUUCCCUAAUCAGCGCUCGUCAAUGCUAAUGUUUGGUCAGUCGGAUUUCUGUAAGAAUGGCUGACUGAUUCCAUGCUGUACGGCUGCAGUGGAAACCGAAUAGAAGUAUCCGAGUUCCGCAGCUAUGGAUCUAACUUUUGCUGUAGCAGCAGUUAUCUUCACGCUUCUCGCCAUCGUCGCUGCAACGUUCCUGUUGAGCGGCUCCAGGUCUGCAGCGAGCGUCUGUUCCGGGCAAAGACUGAAGGGGUCUGCAGCAGGAAGGGAUCAACCCGAGCCAGAACAUAACGGGCAUUUACCGAGGGAGAAGGAGAAUGAAGAACCUACUGAGAGCCUUGAUUUCAGCGAUGACAUGGAGUCAGAUUCCGACAGUUCCAUAAAGUAUGUUCCAGGAAAGGCACGAUCCCAUCACUUGGAAAAGAUGAUGUCACAGGAGGAGCUGGACCAGGAGAAGAGAGUGCAGCAGGAACAGUUGGCUGCCAUCUUUCAGCUGCUGAGAGACAAUAAGGAUACGUUUGGGGACGUGUCAGAAGGAGACAUGGAGGAGCAGCUCAAACUCUACUCUAUUUGAGACUAGUUUGCUCUCACCGUCUUCAGUACAGAAAUACUUCAUAAAGUCUGUUCAAAGUAUUCAGCACUCCUGUAAUCUCAAGUUUUUUAUCUUUUUAAGAAUCAAAUAUUUGGUCUUUUGUAGUAGUUGACAAUCUGAUGUGUACAUUAACAACUUCACUAAAGUCCCCAACUAAAAAUAUUAACCAACAGCCCAAAUGGAUAAAUGUGUGUUAGGGUUUUGAUGUCAAACACUGGCAUUCCACAAUCAGCCUACGCGUGAUAAUGUUUUUGACCAACUUUGCUUUUAUGUUGACACGCCUUUGAUGUGGCACUGCUGCAAGGUUACACAAUGUCAGGAUAUUCAUUUAUCUGUAGUUCCGUCUCCUAAACAUUCCAAAGACUCUCUGUGUCUGGACUCUUCAACUAUCAUUCCUCCAGUAAAAAUGAUAAAUCUGUCUUUUUGAACCACAUUGUUACAUUUUGUGUUUGGUGAAUCCUGGCUGGAAGUGACAUCGCCACAUCACCCUGACAGGCAGCAACAAUAGGCUAAAUGCAUUGUGGGUAAUCAUUUGAUCCACAUCUUGACUUUCUCUGAAUAUAAAUCUAGAUUACCUCACUAUGUGUAUUCGGUCUAUUGGCAUUUGCUCCUUUAUUUUUUACAUUUUCUUUUUUAUUAUUCUUUAAUUUUUUCACACAGUCCUAGAGGCUCAUCUUUGCCAAUUUGUCAAAAUGUUCCUGUUUAAUCAAGUACAGUAAGACUGUAGUAGGAUUAUCAGUUUUCAUGAUUUUUAAAACUAGUAUUUCAAUAUGUUUUGCUUUCAUUUGGAUUCACAUCUGUUUCUUUUCUUUUUUUUGUAGCAUUAGUAAGUUAUUAUACAUUUCUGUGACUAAAAGUUGUAAUUAAAAAAGGACAAACAUUAUUGCUUUAGAUAUGAAUCACACGUUUGAACUCUUACAGACUUGCCAGACUGAGACCUGUUGUGUAAUAAACCACACUGGUGUGUAUUAAAAGUUUCUGUGUGUGUGUGAGUAUUUGCUCCUUAAUUCAUAUAGCUUUGUAGCCCUGCCCAGUCACCCUGGCUGACUCAGUUUCUAAAACUCGUGGUAAUCUGUAAACACGACCGGGGAAGGACAGAAAACUCUUGGCUUCCUUAGACAGAAGUUUAUAACCUGUUCUUUCUUUCUUUUGUUUUUUUUUCAAGAUGCCAAGAUCCUUUUUUAUAUUUUUUGUGCUUUCGCUCAGCACUGUGCUGCUUGUUUUCACAUUGGGACAUACGUUGAAAGACAUUCGGUGAGUGGGAUUUCAGCCAUUUAUGUUUAUUUGUAGUAGAUUGAGCAGCUCAAUACUACAUGGUAAUACAACGGCUACUAUUUCUAAUCCACUGAACUCUCUCCAGUCAUGUUUUCAGAGAAGUCGAUCGUUUAUCCAAAAUGUCCACCACAGCACUUGCAAAAACUGACGUCUCAUUGAAAACCAAUGAAACCUCUUCAAAUGGAGCUGUGGCUGAGACCCCCAUGCCCGUGCUCUUCAAAAGUUCCUUCAAGAGUGCUCCUCAAUGGAUCUUUGACAAUGUCUACAACCAAGAUACCCCAAGCAGACAGACAACAUGUGCUCAGUCUCUGCAAAACUCUCAGGAUGACAGUUUCAGAAAGUCUUUCCUGCCCAACAUCAGGUUGUUUCUGCACAAAGAUAGUAUAAAUAUGAGCGAGUGGAACCGGCUCUCACACUACAACAACCCUUUUGGUUUUAUGGAGUACAAUUACAGUGAUGUAAUGAAUGCAGUGAAGCUGAUCCCAAAGCCUAAAGAACCUCUGCUCGUACCAAAGCCAGGCAGCGAUGGCUGUGUGCGCUGUGCUGUGGUGGGCGCCUCCGGGAUUCUUAAUGGCUCUAGAAUGGGGACAGAGAUCGAUUCACAUGAUUAUGUCUUCAGGAUGAAUGGUGCGGUCAUCACCGGGUACGAGGAGGAUGUUGGAGAAAAGACAUCAGUGUAUGUUCACACGGCGCAUUCCAUCACUGCCUCAAUGAAGUUCUUUAAGAUUUACGGAUACACAUCUGUCCCCAAAGAUGAGGGUAUCAUACAUGUGCUGAUUCCUGAAGGCUUGUGCGAUUUCACUUGGCUGCAGGCUCUCAUCAGAGGAGAAAGAGUCACUACUGGUCGACACAAGAACACCGUACCAAGGACGUUCUACGCUGGACGGUACAAUGUGAGCCGCUUCUAUGUUCUACACCAGGACUUCCUCAGAUAUGUGAGAGACAGAUUCCUUCUGUCACCUCACCUCAACGAGUCACACUGGGCCUUGGUCAGGCCAACCAACGGAGCAUUCACCCUCUUCCUGGCCCUCCACACCUGUGACACAGUGAAUGCAUAUGGAUUCAUUACAGAGGACUAUGAGAAAUACCCCAACUACUAUGUGGAAAAGAGUGUUAAAACCCCAGUUACUAUGUACAUAAAUCAUGACUACAUCCUGGAGAUGAAAACAUGGCAAAAACUACACCAGAGUAAAAUAAUAAAACUAUACCAAAGAACAGACUCAGAAACAGAGGCAGGGCAGCCAAAGUCACCGUAAGGUAACGUUUGUUCUUUACAUAAUUUGGUGUUUUAUUUUGUUAAUUGAGUAUAUGCUUAUGCUCAACUCAACUCACACGCAUGUAUCGCAGUUUACCACAUGGUGUCGUUGUUUUACGGUUUACAGCGCCUCGAACGUGUGUUCUUGUAAAGUGUAACGCAUACACAACAUUGUACUAUAUUACAAAAUCAUCGAAACGAAAACACGUUUUUAAGAACGUUCCCCAUCAAAGUGAUAAAAGUUAGGUUCAUAUUAAAGAUACGAUCUUUGUAUGAAUGCAAUUGAACAAGAUCUCCAAAGAAGUCCAAUCAUGCAUUGCGCCGCAGUGUGAUUCGCUAUACUAAAAUUAAAGUAAGCAGUGGUUUGUUAACACACAUAUUCCGAGGCUGUGGUGAAGAUUUAGUUGUUUAAAAUGUCCUAGAUAUGUUGGAUGUUUAUAGUUUACUAAAGGUACUACUGUAUAUAGAAACGAUAUUAUCUAUAUUUUCAAAUGAUGACUAUGCAUUAACUGUUGUUUACCACACAGGGUCGCUGUUCUGCAGUUUGCAAUGGUGGCGUUCUUGUUAAUGUGCUAGUAAAACAAACUCAUACAGAAGAUUAAAUUUAUGACCCGAUGCUGUAUUUUGUAACACUACCAAUAUUUAAUAAACUAACUUUAGUAAACCCACUAAUAUGUUUAGAUAUAUUAAAAUAAAAAAAUGUUUGCUAUGAUUUACACAGUUUAGCGAAACCCGAGUCCCAUGAUGCAUUGCGCAGCAGUCCAAAGAACUCGUCUACUAUAUAAAAGAUCGAUUAUAUCAAUAUUAAAACUCGAAAAUAUCCACGCGAGUGCAUUUAUUUUGUAGAUAACUAGAAUUAUAUUAUAUUUAUGAGUGGAAUAGUAACAACCCGUGACCUAAAAUGAUGUUGCUGUACGUCUAGAUGGCCUUUGCGACGUUGUUAAGGCAGUUCACUCUUGUUUCUCUUCAGAUCGUAUAAAUCUUUCGCCUUUUACUAAAGAUUUCCGUGGAGAGGAACAACAAGAGUUUAUCUCAAUUUUUUGAUGCCCUGCUAACGCGGGGCUUCCUUAUGCUGUUGAAUGAAACGACAAUUAAACGGUUCUGCUCAAUUUGCUGAUGUUAUACGUUGUCCUUAACUGGCAAAUGUUAACAAUGCAGAAACUUCGUAGUCCGCAGUUUGCGUUGGUUAUUUAAGUCGUUUCAACAAUGUGCAAUGUCAUCGUUGAUCAUCAAUUAUGAUAUAAAUAUAUUUUAUUUAAGUACUUGUUUUAGGAAUACAAAAUUAAACAUGUAACUUGACAACUGUCAGAAAAAAAUACGUUGUUUUACACAAACGUUGGUUUCCGAUCAACGGGUAACACUAUUUUUAGCUUAGCUACUCUUCCCGAAUAUAUUGAAAGUCGUAGAACAAAGGAAAUCCUUAAAUAGGUCUGUAGUUGAUACUGCUGUGAUCCAGCUCCAGUUAUGGGUUUACAGGAAAUUCUCCACAAAAGUACGGCAGUUCGCAGGGACGAGAAUGGAAGAUUACAAAGCAACACAUUGUAGCCCGGUUUUAGAAGUUUAAAAACUUAUGAUAUUCGUAUAAGAUGUAAAUAUUGUUACAGUAUUCGCCAGAACAGAAAACAGAUCAUCACUAACUUGAUGAUUUGAAAGAUUUUGUUGUAUUUUUUGCAAAAAGAAACAAUAUUAUCUCAGAAAAUCAAAGGCCUGUUCUUCACUGAGUUUAAAAUAAACUUGUUUAACGUUAACCCCAAAACGUAUGACUACGCAUUAACUAUUGUUUACCACACAGCGUCGCUGUUCUGCAAUCUGCAAUGUUGGCAUUCCUAUUAAUUUCCACACGUGCUAGUAAAACACUCAUACAGAAGAAACAGUUAAACAUUAAUGCUGUAUUUUGUAACACCAGCAACAUAGUACAACUGUUAACUCUAAAUAAUGGUUAUAUAUUUUAGAAAAUAGCUGGUUUGUGAUUGUAUAUAUUGUAGUUUAGCGAUAAGCGAGUCCCAUGAUGCAUUGCGCAGUAAACCAAAGUAAACUCAUCUACUAUAUAAGAAAUCGAUUUUACCAACGUUGAAACUCUAAAAUAUCUGUGAGAGUGCAUUUAUUCUUGUUUAUUCUAUUAUUUAAGUAAUUUACAUGGGGUCCUUACAAGGUUAAAGAAUGUAACCCAUGAGCUAAAACGUUGUUGCCGUGGAUCUCGAUGCCUUUUGAGCUGUAAGGGAGGCAGUUCACUCUUGUUUCUCUUCAGAUCGUAUAAAUCUUUCGCCUUUUACUAAAGAUUUCCGUGGAGAGGAACAACAAGAGUUUAUCUCAAUUUUUUGAUGCCCUGCUAACGCGGGGCUUCCUACUUUUGUCAAAAAAAAAUUCCAAAACCAUCUAUAGGGGUGCUAAGCUAAAGGUUUAUUGAAAACCGAAUUCUGAGUGUAGUCUAGUGGCAGGUUGGAAUUGUUGCGGUAGAGAGAGCUGUCCCCGCAGAGCAGAAAUCAAACAACAAACCGCAAAAGGCAGCUUUUUAUCAUUGCAAUAUUGUUGAGUGUUGCAACCAUGGAUGAUUUUUCUCGAAAUGUGUAUUUGUUUGUUUUAUUGUGUUGAGUUUGAAAUUUAAUGUAGUGUCACUUUAAAAAAUUAAAGGCACUCAAUCUGAUAACUGGGACGCUUUAGUGUAACUCAAUGCCAAGGUUCAUUUUGUGAAAUUAUCAUUAAAUUAUUUAACCGAACUGAAUGAAACGUACAGCUUUAUAGAAAACAAUGCAACAAUAUGAAUGUAAGACAAUAAUGUCUUUUUUUAAUAUGAUGGAGUCUACAGUGGCGUACGUAUGCAAGGUUAAAAAACGAGGCAACUAAACACAUUUUUAUUAGUGUACAUAUAUAGACAGUAGAGGAUAUAGUACACACACACCGCAUUAACAGAUGCAGUAAACCCUUUAAGUAUGAAUCCCUGCCCUUCCUCCCUGCUUCAUCCCUCAGCUCCUCCCGUUUAAAACGUGACACACAUCAGUAGUGUGACAGGUCACGUGACGGCCCAGCGUUGAUCCGGAAGGAGGGAGGGGAGAGAAGUAAAGGGAAGGAGGAGGCGCAAGGGGAGGUAGAGGAGGAGAAGGAAGAGGAGGAGGGGGCGGCUGAUGUUGCUGAGAAUCCGGUGUCAGGUUAGCAGAGACGGCCAUAGUCGCACUGGAAAACGGAAAUUGUGAGCCUUCAAAACAAAGGUAUUGCUAACCCUCAUCUGAAGGCCCAGUUAUGUAUAUGUUCCCCUGUGGUGGACUGUUGGGAUGUUCUGACUGUUGAGUGGGGCAGCAGUCUCUACGACCGCCACCUAAAUCACACUACACUGCACCAGCCCCUCGUGAACCUUCCUGUGGGUGGUGAAUCCACUGGAAGGCACCAACUGCCCUAACCGGGAUUCAGGAGGUGAACCAUGGGGUUCAACAUCAUUAACAGAGACACUGCCCCUGGGCCAAAGCACCACUGAUAUAAUUGUUUUGUUUGUUAAAUAUUGCAAUACACAUGACUAUUGUACCAUGUACAGUAUAACACUUUCAAGUUUUUCUUACGAUAUACAGUAUUUGUCUGCUUAUAAAAAAUAAAACUAAUCCUGAUAAGUUGUUUGUUUUCAGGUGCUUUGGUGGUCACAAUGAGGCUGUUUUGUUAAUUACUUUUGAAACCAAUUGGUUAAAGAAAUGUAUUGUGCUUGUUUUCUACUCUAGUAACAAGUAAAUAAAGAUAGCUACUGACAUGUUUAACAAGUAUUGAUGGACAAGGGACUUCUGUGUCGCUUAAUAAAUACAGGCGUUUAAUGUUUUAAAACAGUAACCGGAAGUUUAUCCUCCAUGUAGUAAACUUGACUGUAGCUUAGUGAGCAGUCCAGCUCGCUUGCAUUCCUCCUCUCUCCUAAGCCUGACGGCCAGAGAAGAAAGGAGGUGGGGGAGAAACAGAGACAUAUUAUUAUUCACAACCGUGUUGGAUUUUCAUGACCCACGGAGGCGACUCACACCGGGCGAAGCGCAAAGAAAAAGGCCAGGAUAAAACAACCACGUAUAUUCGAGUCCGUCCUGCGUUUGGAUCUACAACACCGAUUUAUAAAAGGCGUCUUUUUCUUCGACAAAGACGGGACUGUGUGUGUUAUACGUCUGCGUAGGUCAUCUACCGAAUAGAAAAGCAGGUUUGGUGAAACAGUCUGGCCAAUGGUUAUUAUUCCUCUGUUUUAUAUAAAAAGGAGGAUUUACAAGAUGGCUGAUGACAGCUAGCCCUAACAAGGACAGAAGAAGCGACGUCCCCUUUAAGAUUAGCUGGGUGUAUUUUGGUAUCUAUAUCAGUUGAAUAUAUAAAUAUGGCUGCUUUAAAAAAUAAUGACGACCACACACCCCGUUGACAGAGAGCUUCCUUGUAGGGCAACGGUGCCAGUGGAGUUUAUUAUUUAUCUGUAACCUGGGCUAUGGUAGAAAAUGGUGAGGUGACGUCGGAGUUAAUUUACGCGAUUUAAAUCGAGAUAAGGAAGUGGAACAAUUAUGUUGUUGUUGCUGUUGGCCACAGGCUGAGGCGACGUUCCGUGAGGAGGCUAAAAAA